Messenger RNA from Phaethon lepturus (White-tailed tropicbird), 2021 nucleotides. It is a transcript of the gene CERK, whose product is annotated as ceramide kinase. The transcript is spliced from 13 exons. NCBI's taxonomy places the organism in Eukaryota, Metazoa, Chordata, Aves, Phaethontiformes, Phaethontidae. The record is from RefSeq and is a predicted model, not a curated record. The coding region runs from base 1 to 1521 and encodes 506 amino acids. Gene Ontology annotation, molecular function: kinase activity.
AUGGAGUUGCUUGAUGCUUGUGCAGUGCCAGAAAACUGUUUUGUGCCAACCUCUGAGAUCAUUGCUGUCGAAGAAACUGAACUUAACAAGAAACGGCGUAAUAUUGGCAAAUGGCAGAAAAUGGCAAAGCCACAUGCUUUCACAGUGUAUUAUGUGAAGAAAGCCCGAAAUCACCGCUGGCGGUGCAGUGAUGUGACCUUUUGGUGUGUUGAUGAGCACUUGUGUAAUCAGUGGAUCCAGGCGCUGAAAGAAUUACUUGAAAUGCAGAAGUCAAGACCAAAGCAGUUGCUUGUGUAUAUUAAUCCGUAUGGAGGAAAACGACAAGGGAAGAGGAUUUAUGAACAGAAAGUUGCUCCACUUUUUAGUCUGGCUUCUAUCUCCACUGAUGUCGUUAUAACUGAACAUGCUAACCAUGCUAAGGACAAUUUAUUUGAAGUUAAUAUUAAUAAAUAUGAUGGUGUUAUUUGUGUUGGUGGGGACGGCAUGUUCAGUGAAGUGAUGCAUGGUCUCAUUGGAAGAAUGCAGAAGGACUCUGGCAUAGACCAAAAUAAUCCCAAAGCACCGUUAGUCCAGUGCAAUAUAAGGAUUGUUGUUUAUUUUUCAGGAUCAACAGACUGCAUAUGCUAUUCAACUGUUGGCAUUUCUGAUCCUGUAACAUCAGCUCUUCAUAUUAUUGUAGGUGACUGUCAGCCUCUGGAUGUCUCUUCCGUACAUCAUAACAACACAUUUUUGAAGUACUCUGUGUCAUUGCUGGGUUAUGGUUUUUAUGGAGAUGUAUUAAAAGAUAGUGAAAAGAAGCGGUGGAUGGGUCCGAUGAGAUAUGACUACUCAGGCUUCAAGACUUUUCUUUCUCAUCAUUACUAUGAAGGAACAAUUGCUUUUCAACCAGCAAAGCACACACUGGGAUCUCCACGAGAUAAAGAUAGCUGCAGAACAGGAUGUUACAUUUGCAAGAAAAGUGAGCAACAGCUGGCAGAGCAGCACAAGGAAUGUGGAGUAAAACAUGAAGAAGAAGAAGAAUGGAAAGUUAUUAAAGGGAAAUUUCUAGCCAUCAAUGCAGUAAAUAUGAGCUGUGCCUGUCCACGAAGUCCAAAAGGUCUUUCACCAGCUGCUCAUUUGGCAGACGGUUCAGCUGACCUCAUUCUAGUUCGUAAAUGCUCCAGAUUUGAUUUUCUACGGUAUCUUGUCAGACAUACAAACCAAGAUGAUCAGUUUGACUUCUCAUUUGUAGAUGUUUAUCGGGUGAAGAGUUUUCAGUUUACAUCAAAGCUUUCAGAAGACAAUGAAAGCAAUGUCACAGACAUAGGAAAGAAACAUUUUGGCCAGUUCUGCAGAGAUCAUCCAGCCUGUUGCUGUAAUAUUGCUAAUAGCACCUGGAACUGUGAUGGAGAAACUCUGGACAGUUCAACAAUUGAAGUGAGGGUUCACUGCCAGUUAAUGAAACUAUUUGCAAGGGGAAUCGAGGAAAACUGUAAAGAUGAAGCUGCCUACAGCCAGAGUAGUGUUGAACAACUCCUAUAGACAUUGUUCCUCUAAUGGGGGGAAGAAAAAAUAAGAGCUCAAGGAAAUUGAGUAAAUAUGCAUUUUAGUCAAAUUGACAAGUAUUUUAAAAUUUUAGACAUUUUUUUUAUGGCUUCGGUAUAAUUUUAGACAUUGCAUUGUGUCAUUUUUUAGAAAACAUUGUAAUCAUUAAAAUACAUCUUGGAGCAAUGUAAUCUAAGUUGUGUUAGAACAGAGAGGAUUGGUGUAUAUAUAUGUGUUCACAGACUGAUAAAUUCUCUGUGCUUUUCUAGAGAGCUGAUUUAGCAGUUGUGUUGCAAUCAUAUCUAAAUGUUAUAAAACAUUGGUCUUUCCAUUGUCAUGAAACCAAGAUACCAAGACAAGAUAUUUUCAGUGUCUGAGAAGACAUUUUCUGCUGGAAGUGUUAUAUAGUUGCAUGUGGCUUAAAUGCUGGACAACAGUGUUGUCAUUCACAUCUUUUUUUAGUAAAAUCUAUCAUUUUGUAAUUCUGAUUAUACCUU